Molecule: messenger RNA, 1907 nt
Organism: Pseudoliparis swirei
Lineage: Eukaryota; Metazoa; Chordata; Actinopteri; Perciformes; Liparidae
Gene: cct2
Product: chaperonin containing TCP1, subunit 2 (beta)
Exons: 16
Coding region: 84-1691 (535 amino acids)
Biological process (GO): protein folding
Cellular component (GO): cytosol; chaperonin-containing T-complex
Molecular function (GO): ATP hydrolysis activity; ATP binding; ATP-dependent protein folding chaperone
Source: RefSeq, a predicted model, not a curated record
CUACGUAACUACGUCACGACGCCACCGCCCCGCCCGACCCUUCAUCUGUGUGCGCGCACUGCUUCAUCCCGGACUCAGACAUCAUGGCGUCCUUAUCAAUGGCUCCAAUGAACAUCUUCAGUCAUGGAGCAGAUGAAGAAAAAGCCGAAACCGCUCGACUGUCGUCCUUCGUCGGCGCCAUCGCCAUCGGGGACCUGGUGAAGAGCACGCUGGGCCCCAAGGGCAUGGAUAAGAUCCUGAUCAGCGGGGGCAAAGGCGGCUCGGUGACGGUGACCAACGACGGGGCGACCAUCCUGAAGGCCAUCGGGGUCGACAACCCGGCCGCCAAAGUCCUGGUUGACAUGUCGAAGGUCCAGGACGACGAGGUCGGCGACGGGACGACCUCCGUCGCGGUGCUCGCCGCCGAGCUGCUGCGGGAAGCCGAGCUGCUGAUCGCCAAGAAGAUUCACCCCCAGACCAUCAUCUCCGGCUGGAGGAAGGCCACCCAGGUGGCCAGGGAUGCCCUGAGGGAGGCGGCCGUGGACCACAGCUCCGACGCGGCGCUGUUCCAGGACGACCUGCUGAACAUCGCCCGCACCACGCUGUCCUCCAAGCUGCUCACGCACCACAAGGCGCACUUCUCCCAGCUCGCCGUGGACGCCGUGAUGAGGCUCAAGGGCUCGGGCAACCUGGAGGCCAUCCACAUCAUCAAGAAGCUGGGCGGCAGCCUCAUCGACUCCUACCUGGACGAAGGUUUCCUGCUGGACAAAAAGAUCGGCGUGAACCAACCGAAGAGACUCGAGAACGUGAAGAUCCUCAUCGCCAACACGGGCAUGGACACGGACAAGAUCAAGAUCUUUGGCUCCAGGGUUCGCGUCGACUCGACAGCGAAGGUCGCCGAGAUCGAAAUGGCGGAGAAAGAGAAGAUGAAGGAGAAGGUCGACCGCAUCCUGAAGCACGGCAUCAGCUGCUUCAUCAACAGACAGCUGAUCUACAACUACCCCGAGCAGCUGUUCGCUCAGGCCGGCGUCAUGGCCAUCGAGCACGCCGACUUCGCCGGCGUGGAGCGCCUCGCGCUGGUCACUGGAGGGGAGAUCAGCUCCACCUUCGACCACCCGGAGCUGGUGAAGCUCGGCCAUUGCAAGCUGAUCGAGGAGGUGAUGAUCGGAGAGGACAUGCUCAUCCACUUCUCUGGGGUCGCCAUGGGCGAGGCGUGCACCGUCGUGCUGAGGGGAGCGACUCAGCAGAUUCUGGACGAGGCCGAACGUUCACUGCACGACGCACUCUGUGUGUUAGCGCAGACGGUGAAGGAGCCGCGCAUCGUCUACGGAGGAGGCUGCUCCGAGAUGCUGAUGGCCAAGGUGGUGACGGAUCUGGCCAAUCGGACGCCAGGAAAGGAGGCGGUUGCCAUGGAGUCGUUCGCCAAGGCUCUGAGGAUGCUGCCGACCAUCAUCGCCGACAACGCCGGCUACGACAGCGCCGACCUGGUGGCUCAGCUGAGGGCCGCGCACCAGGAGGACCGGACCAGCUGGGGGCUGAACAUGGCUGAAGGCACCGUGGGCGACAUGGCGGCGCUGGGCGUCACCGAGUCGUUCCAGGUGAAGCGCCAGGUGCUGCUGAGCGCCUCUGAGGCCGCGGAGAUGAUCCUCCGGGUGGACAACAUCAUCAAAGCUGCUCCCAGGAAGAGGGUUCCCGACCACCACCCCUGUUAGAGGAAGAGGAGGAUGAAGAUGUUCUCUGUCGCUCCGUUUGUUUACCACAAUAAAAGAACCGACUCGUUUAUUUCCUUUUCGUGUGCCGCAUGACUUCCUGCCGCCUCCCGAUUGGCUGUCGGCAGCGUGAGGAUUAGAAACUACCGUGACACGUUGUUGUGACCUGAAGCUCUUAGUGUCAACACUCUAAUGUUUCAAUAAAACAUGUUAAUGAAA